GUGUUACAUAUAUAUAUAUAUAUAUAGAUGUGUUCUCUGUGGCUUCAAUUUGAAGAUUAGGUUUUACAGAGGCGGCUACCUAUCAUCUUCUUCUUCUUCGUCUGAGAGUCGAACAACGCUUUUCUUUCAGCAGCUAUGGGGAAGACACGUGGUAUGGGAGCUGGGCGCAAAUUGAAGUCCCACCGUAGAAGGCAAAGGUGGGCUGACAAAGCAUAUAAGAAGUCCCACCUUGGCAAUGAAUGGAAGAAGCCGUUUGCCGGGUCUUCGCAUGCCAAAGGCAUUGUCCUUGAAAAGAUAGGUAUUGAAGCUAAGCAGCCGAACUCUGCUAUCCGAAAGUGUGCUAGGGUUCAACUGAUUAAGAAUGGGAAGAAGAUCGCCGCAUUUGUCCCUAAUGAUGGUUGCUUAAACUAUAUAGAAGAGAAUGAUGAGGUGUUGAUUGCUGGAUUUGGGCGUAAAGGGCAUGCCGUGGGAGAUAUUCCCGGUGUUAGAUUCAAGGUUGUCAAGGUAUCUGGUGUCUCUCUUCUGGCUCUAUUCAAAGAGAAAAAAGAGAAGCCAAGGUCUUAGUUUUGUGUGGCGAUGAGAUUAUCUUCUUCUGUGUUUUGAUAGUUUUGUUGGAAGUAUUGAAAUGGUACUCUUAUCUGUUUGAGCAGGAUUUUGUGAACAAUAUAUUAUCAAUUCU
Molecule: messenger RNA, 679 nt
Organism: Camellia sinensis
Lineage: Eukaryota; Viridiplantae; Streptophyta; Magnoliopsida; Ericales; Theaceae
Product: small ribosomal subunit protein uS12
Biological process (GO): translation
Cellular component (GO): ribosome; small ribosomal subunit
Molecular function (GO): structural constituent of ribosome
Source: RefSeq, a predicted model, not a curated record